CAGACGCGGACAUCGAAGCUUUAUUGAGGCAAAACGACAUAGAACAGGCGCUGCUAUUGGAGGAAAAAAUGUCGCUGCAACUGAAGCUGUUGGCUGCCUCCGGUUUGGAGCCUCCAUCACCGCCUGCGUACAGGCAUUUGGUCAGCGAGAGCGCCGAUACUGGCCAGAUGUGGAAAGAAGUGCUGACUGCGGUGCAGGAAGUCAGUCAGUUGGCCAGUUCGUUGUACGCAACCGGCACAAACCUAUCUAGAAGUGUGAGUUCAGCUGGGGAACAUCAAAGCGAAACGUACGUGUCGCCGAUUCUACCGAAGCGUGCGGAAACUUUUGGAGGUUUCGACAAUAAUCAGGCGCCAUUGAAACUAAUGGGGAAAAAGCUGCAUCAACAGAGCGCCGCGGGCGCUGCCCCUACAGCGACGCCCGAUUUCGAGAACCUGAAGCCUGGAGAUUCAAGACUGUUUGAACGGUUGCCUUAUAGAAACUGUGUGAUAACGGGAAAACCCUUGAUCAACGGCUCUGCUGUCAAUGUAAAUAGCAACGCCCCACCGGCGUCACAGCCAAUGCCUGCGCAAGGCCAACGGGCCCCAACCAAUCAGCUUACAGCGCCCCCAGAUGCGCCAGCCUUACUGUCUUUGGGCAGGGAGCAACAGUACGCAGCUAUCCAGCUAAGUCACUACGUCUACACGCUACUGUGCAUCAUUUCACAGUUAAUGACUACCAAUGGAAGUUUGCAAGCCCAAGUAUCGAAUAUGAAAGGAACUGAUAAACAGUAUCGACACAAUCAGCAGCUUGAAGAGUUGCGGAACUUACAGGAUAAGUUGAGCGGCGAAAAAGCGUCUUGGGCCGCCACAAGGGAGCAAGAGGAAAAAGAGCUGGAAGAAAAACGACAAGAACUGCUAAGGUUACAAGAACAAAUUCGAGUGGAGCAAACCGACAUAACCCAGCAAAGGGAUCAGCUUUACAGGAAAAUGGAAGUGCUCACUAGUCAAGGUCUGCUGAUAUCGCCCAACGUGGCCAUUCCUGUAACCGGGCAGUUGGACGACAGCAGCAAAGACAGUUCAGAAGACAGCAGUCCUCAGUCUUCUGAUACAUCUUCUGCUACUUCUGCAGCCAAUCCAAGCUCACUCUCUCAUUCUGCGUCCACUGUGGACAAGCGCAAGGAGAGCAAAUGGAACAAAGGGUCAAACGUUCCGAAACAGCAUCUGCCGUUAAACCUGAUAUCGACGACGAAUCAGCAAAAGGUGUCGCACACGCAAAAUUUACCAAUUAAGCAGCAGAUUCCGCUAAAACUGGCAUCCAGACUGAGCUCGGGCGCGACCGAGUCACCCAAGCCGGGCCAAGGUGGGCCUCAGCAGAUUUUACCCUUAAAACUAAGUCAGGACGAGAAGAUCAGAAGAACCAGCACUUCGGGCUAUCAGCGCUUGUCCGAAAACAGUUUCAGUCCACCUUCAGAAGAGACCACACCAACUGGCCAUUCGCACAUUCGGACGGGUUCCAGUCCGGCCAUGAUGCAACAAUCGCCACCAUCGUCCGGUUCUUCUAGUCAGUGCCAAAGUCCAAGUGGAACCAAAGCGACGCGCACCAACACGUACCCGAAAUUUCCCGACAAGUUUAAGGUACGUGGCGAACAAGCGCCCUCUCAAGACGAAGAAGUCAUUUACUUCUGACGGUUUUGGAAAGCUACGAAUUAUCUCAGCUCCUUGAUCAAGAGUAAGGUGUAAAAUGGUGCGGAGUCACAAUUCUUUUCGGAAAUUGUAUCGGAUAUCGCUUAACUUCGAAUAUAUUUUCUAUGACACUUUUUUUACUGCUCCUGAUUGGAAGCUGUACUGUUUCUUGGAAACUUCCAUUAAUAUUUACUGAGUUUCAAUUGCGAAAAUUAAAGUCCUGAGUGGACUGCGUGCUUCCUAAAAAAAUGAGUGCGCGGUACGUUCAAAAGUUUGUUAGUUGAUUUUACAACUGAAUAUUUAUCUUUGAUCUGACGACUUUGUAUGGUUUUCCAUUCGUUUCAAUGGACUCUUUACUCGGCUAGCGAUCGAGUGAGGAUUUUUUUGAAAUGCAUUUCUCUAUGAAAAUCUACUUAUCUAAAUUUAAGAAUCUCUGACAAUACCGGCUCAAUAGUGCUCUAGUGCUAGUCACUUCAUCUCUGGUUACUUGCAAAUAUUCCAUUGCAGUUUUCUUUGUGAUUCGUUUAGUGAAACGACUUUUACACUUUUUCAACUUCUUCCUCGACAUCGCUCACUUUUACAUAACCCCUAAUUUAAGAUACCUUCCAUUCUUUAUACAAUAUUUAUGUAUUAGUCAAAUUGCAUAUACUGGGUGUCCCAUUAAUGGGUGAACAUUUUCUAGUUCCUAAACUUCCGAUUUCGAGUCUAACUUCGGGGCACUCUGUAUAGCUAUCCUUUGGACUGGUUUUGAUCAAAUCUUUUGUAAAUCACCAUUUAAAAGUGCGUAUUACAGUAGGUACAUUACACAGGGUGGUCCUGAAUAAGUGUCAUUACAGAAAACUGUCGAGUUCUCAUGAACAAAGAACCUUUUUCCUCUCAGUGCUUUCGUUUUCGACAUACGCGGUGUCAAAAUUUUAAUUAAUUUUCAAUUACUACAGGAAUGAGUUUGUACAAUCGCUAUAACGAUUAGUAGCUACUUUUUCGCAUCCCACUUGAAGUCAUUAAAUGUGCCAAAUAUAGACAAAAAUUGUUUUUAUCCAUAAAAAGCUCUCGAAAAUCGUUUACUCUAGAAACACCGAAACCGAAAUCUAGUUUUAAGUGGCGUAUAAAUUAGAGGAAAACCCAUAGGAUACAAUGUGAUAAGAUAUGCACCUCUGACACGUCCAAUAAAAUGUGGGGCUCAUUCUUACAGUUCAAGUUGAUAAAAAAAUACAAAUUGACAGCCUGUGGGUAUUCCGAAAACGAAAGCACGGAGGAAAAAAUUGAAUCUUUUCAAGAGAAAUUAACACAAUUGUCCGCUGCAACACUUACAAGAGGUGCAAUAAAAACGGCAUUGCAGGUGAACGCUCUGUAUAUGCAACUGUACACCGCUCAGCACUAAUGGUGAUCUACAUAGUUCUAGUAAAAUACAGGGCGAUUUAUUGUCAAUGGAAAAUGCCACUAUUUACUUAAACUUUUGGACAAGGCGUUUUUUUCGAAUUUUUCCAUUGUUGCUUCAGUAAAUCACCCUGUAAAGUUUUUCUUCCGUCUUCCCCUCCCCCCUAAUAUUAACAAAGUUCUCAAACUAAAGUUUCAUGACAAUACGUAGGUAUAUUGUUAGUUAGAUCUUGAAAGUUAGCGUAACUUCUCAUUCCUUUGGCUGUAGAUUGUACAUAUUAUAUACUCGAGUUUUUUGGAUAUCCUAACAUCGUUUAAGUGUGAAAAACCCAUUUUGUGGUAAAGAAAAAAAUUAUUCUGUUACGUUAUGUGCAAUAGAGUAUUUUAGCGCGUUAAAGGUUAAAAUCUAUUUAAUCGGCGAAUAGUAGCGAUAGCCUUAGAUUUCCUCCUUGUAAUAGUUGUGAGUUUUGACCCGGUCAACGUUAAAUGUUGUGAGAAUUAUCAAAUGCCUGCAAUGUUUAACUGAAUUGAGUAACAAAAAGUAAUACCUAUAUGUAAAAAGUCAAUAAGCACGUAGUUUCAGGUUGAAAAUCUAUAGAUGGUUAUUUGAUUUCGAUCAAAUACUGUUAUAUUUUAUAAAAAAUCUAUUUUUCCACAUUUAAAAGUUGAUUCAUUGUAAUCCACUAGUUUCUAUUCGAAUAUGGCCUAUCUGUUGUUGGUUUCUUCGCAUUAACAAAUUGCUUGUUUCAGCAAAUUUCUGACAACGAUUGUUCAAAAAUAUAGUCAUAUCAAACACAAUCAAGUAAAAAACCUUCAUUUUCUUUGAAUAGAUUGAUUUUGUAAAACACUCAGUAUUGUUAUUCUUUUAUCACUUAUUCGAUGCAAAUAUACUAUAGAUUUUCCUCGUCAUUAUUUAUUAUGUGUUAAAAAUAGCAAACUGCCGAAAUGUAUUCAUGUUAUUUAUUCGUUUGCUACAUCCGUACUAAGGAGUGGGCCAAAUUGGUUCCAUUUAUGUACGUUUGAUUUUUUUAAUAGUUGCAUUAGUUCAAUUAAAUUAUUUUUCCAUUCUGCAAGUUCUUCUAUUUGCAGAAGAUGUGAUAUAAUAAGGCUUUCGUAUAUUUCGCUAAGUCACUGAGUGAUUUUCCUCAUUUGUAAUUCUACGCAAUAUUUUUAUUCUAGUUCACGCAAUUAUGUAACAUCACAUUAUUUAUUCACGAGUCUUUCACACGCUUGGCAUAUACAGGAUGGCUCACUUUUUAGUGGAAUAAAUAAGGCUCGUUCACUUUAUAAUGCUAUGAAACAACCUAUGAAUUAAUUACGCUAGAAAGUGAGCCAAUUAUAUUUAUUAUUUUAUCAUUCCAUUCAACAUAUUGUAAUUUGUUUUAAAACAUACGCAUAUUGGGGUAGAAGUUAAAUAAAAUGUAUAUUUUACUAAUAAGAAAUUGAAUCAUUGGCAUGUAAAUAGUACUAUUUAAUGUAAAUAAAUUUGAAUUAAAAAAUC
Messenger RNA from Dendroctonus ponderosae (mountain pine beetle), 4539 nucleotides. Its product is annotated as rho guanine nucleotide exchange factor 18-like. The coding region runs from base 69 to 1664 and encodes 531 amino acids. NCBI's taxonomy places the organism in Eukaryota, Metazoa, Arthropoda, Insecta, Coleoptera, Curculionidae. The record is from RefSeq and is a predicted model, not a curated record. The transcript has 8 exons. Gene Ontology annotation, biological process: regulation of Rho protein signal transduction.